Messenger RNA from Achroia grisella, 3221 nucleotides. It is a transcript of the gene Hepa, whose product is annotated as heparanase-like. NCBI's taxonomy places the organism in Eukaryota, Metazoa, Arthropoda, Insecta, Lepidoptera, Pyralidae. The transcript has a single exon. Gene Ontology annotation, cellular component: membrane; extracellular matrix. Gene Ontology annotation, molecular function: hydrolase activity, acting on glycosyl bonds. The coding region runs from base 175 to 1716 and encodes 513 amino acids. The record is from RefSeq and is a predicted model, not a curated record.
UACUUCUUCGUAUAUUAAUAGUACUAAAAUAUUCAGUGUAUAAUAUUCCAUAAUAUCUUUUGAGUGACUCCGUUUGCCACUUUGCUUCCUUUGCACAUAUGGUGUGGUUUACGUUCAUAAAAUAUUUUAAGACGGUUUAUAUGAAUACGUAAAAAUAUUUCGUUAUAAUAGAAGAUGUUGUCAAACAAACGUUUAGUGGCUACGUGUGCCAUUGCAUUUAGUUGCAAUGUGGCAUUAUUGGUCCUGUUCGUGAAGUACAAUGCUGGAGAUAAGUGUUUUGUUACAAUCGACGAGAACCAAAAGGUAAUAGCAAUUAUGCCGGAUGAUUUCCUUAGCAUUGGUAUUGACACUUCAGAAGUGGAAGACUAUGAUACUAUAGAUUUCAAGAAUACAAGAUUUCGAGAUCUAGCCGCGGCGUUGGCGCCAGCCCGUUUGCGCCUAGGUGGCACUAUGUCCGAACGCCUAAUAUUCAGCCAAAAAGAUAUUGCAGCAACAUGCCACCACUUCCACUGUCCCAAAGAUCAGAAAUCUGUUUGUUCAGCUGUAAAGAAAAUGUGUAGGCACAAAUUUUUACCAUUCUUCAUUUUAACUGGAAACAAAUGGGAUGAAAUAAAUGAAUUUUGUAAAGCUGUUAACUUAAAAUUACUAUUCAGCUUCAAUGCUCUAAUUCGCGAUGAGCAUGGAUGGAGUGAUGUCAAUGCUAAAGAACUGCUACAGUAUUCUAAAAAUAAAAAAUACAAUUUAGACUGGCAGCUGGGUAAUGAACCAAAUUCGUACCAUCAUGUAUUCAAUAUUACUGUUACUCCUCAUGUGUUGGCUCAUGAUUUUAAAAAGCUACGUGGGCUAUUAAAUCAUUUUGGAUACAAUAAAUCAUUGCUUGUUGGUCCAGACACAACUCAACCCAGACCGGAACAACCCCAGUGCCUCAAGUACAUGGUUGAGUUUUUAGGAAAUGGAUCUCACAAUAUUAAUGUACGAUCCUGGCAUCAUUAUUAUUUGAAUAGUAGAACUGUUGUAUUGGAAGACUUUUGGAACCCAGACACUUUUGACUUGUUGAAGGAACGCAUUAACACAAUGAAGUUGGCCACAAAAAAAUAUGCUAACAUCCCAAUGUGGCUGAGUGAGACCAGUAGUUCAUAUGGUGGUGGAGCUCCAGGAUUAUCCAACUCAUAUGCGGCCAGUCCUCUAUGGGUAGAUAAAUUAGCUCUUUCUGCACAAAACAACAUCACAACCGUUAUACGACAGAGCUUUUUUGGUGGGAAUUACAGUUUAAUUGACAAAGAUUUGGAACCACUUCCAGACUGGUGGGUAAGUGUAAUAUACAAAAAGCUGGUGGGAAACAAGGUGUUACAUGUAGAUUGUCAGUGUUCACGCUUCCAAAGAAUGUACGCUCACUGCACCAACAGAAACUACACAGACGAUCUGACAGCAAUAACUAUUUAUGCUGUAAAUUUAGAAAUGGCCACAGCCAGAUUCCUUGUUAAUGGCUCUGCUUUGCAUGGAGAUAAUUUAUAUAUAGAUGAGUAUAUUCUAAGUGCACCAUCUAAUAAUAGAAGGACAAAGACCUUACUACUGAAUGGUUGGCCUUUGUAUUAUGAUUCAUCAUUACCAGAUUUGCAGCCUCGCAAAAUAAGAUUUGGGAAGCAUAUUUCAAUGCCACCAUAUUCAAUUGGCUUCUGGGUCAUCCAUAACACAUCAAUUAAGGUAUGCAAGUGAUCAAUUCUUAUUGCUGUAACAGACUACAAAUUUAUAAUUCAUUGACUGAUGUUGACUUGAUUGACUGACUAUUAAGUUCUUUAAAUAGCAUUUUCUGUUCUUUUAAACAUUCCAGUGAGUGAUACAGUGUAUUAGUUUAUACAUUUUUUUUAUUUAAUGUAAUUACUUUAUUUUCUAUUAAGAGACAUAUUAAGAGAUUUUACAUUAGAAAAGAUCCAUUGAAUAUUUCAUAUAAGUGCAAGCAAAAACUCUAGUGAUCAUAAAGUGAAGAAAAUUUAUAUUUCAGUAUACUUGUAUAACAUUGUUUAAUUCUUCAUUACUUAUGUUAUACAUAUUUACAUUAUAACUUCAUUAUUAAUCAUUACAAAUAUUUACCUAUGCUUUCUUAAUCAAAUGUCAAUUAGAGCUGCAGCAACUGAGAAGCUAUUUCUUCACAGGUUAGAAAUGAGACUGGCGAAAUUAUAGUAUUUAUUAAAUAAUAAUAUCUAGACAAUAAUUGCUCUAAAUACUAACUAUGACUAUGAAAAUGUGUCCAUUGUUAUGAUUUAUUUUAUUAUUGUAAUGUCCUUGUUUACUUUAUUGGAUCUGAAUAAUAUCUGUACUCAAUUUCUCUGCUAUAAUCUUCUAUAAUUAAAGGUGCAAACACCUAAAGUGCUUUAAAAACAAAAAUAUCUAUCAAAUAGAAUCUCCUUAAAGUUUUCUAUUACAUCAAAAUAUUAUUUAAAACGUUUUGUGCCAUUUCUGUUAUUUUAAAAUUAUACUUAAUAUAAGUAAUUUAUUUAUAAAUAUAAAUAAGAUAUCAGGUUAAUAUUAUGAAAAAGUAUUGGUCAGAAUGUAACAUAUAAUCCAAUAUGUAGUAAUAGUAUUGAUAAACCAAACAUUUAUAUGUACUUAGUAAGCAAGACUUUUAGGUGAAAAGUAAAUGACAUUUUGUUUUCAACUAAUGAAUUUUAAAUUCAAAGAUAUAAUUAUCACUUUGCUGCAUAGAUAUUAUUCACUAUACUUUCAUCUAAUAUUGAAUGAAGUUGCCUGUACCUAAGUUAAAUGUGUUCUAUGAAGUUUAUCCAGGUUUAUAGGUACUAUUGCUGAAUAUUGUUUAGCACUAUCUUUUAUUACAUACUUAUAUACUAGGUAUUAGGUACAAUUAUGUUAAUGUAACAUUUUAAGUGUAAUAUUGUAAUUCCUUGAUGUGUCACACUCCCUUAUCAUGUCAGAGUAACCUUGUUAAUAUGUCAAGGAGAAAGAUCUCUAUACAACAUUGAUCUAUUGACAUUGUUUGAUAUCAAGAGUAGUAAGUUGUGAAUGUGUAUUGUAAAAUGGAGCUACAAUCUAUCCACAACUACAUGGCUACUAUAAAUUCUAUUUUCCCCACCCGCCUGACUUCAUGGAAGGAAUUAUAGUAAGAUCUCGUAUAUUUUAAAAUAAUUAUUCAAAAUGCAUCCCAUUUAUUUACUUUUAAUGUAUAUUUUAAAUGUGAAAGAAUGAUUAAAAUGGAUUCCUUUUUU